Oreochromis aureus is the source of this 1711-nucleotide messenger RNA. It is a transcript of the gene cdca3, whose product is annotated as cell division cycle associated 3. The record is from RefSeq and is a predicted model, not a curated record. Bases 178 to 1593 code for a protein of 471 amino acids. The transcript has 6 exons. Lineage: Eukaryota; Metazoa; Chordata; Actinopteri; Cichliformes; Cichlidae.
AAGAGAAAGUUGAUUGGUUCAUUUAAAAAUAACAUAAGCGCACCACGCCAUUUAAAUGUUUUAAAAGUCGUGUGUUCCUCCUGUUGAUCUGAAGUGUGGAAUAGGAGAAAGGCGGAUAAACUAUACGCUUGGGCCACUGUAUUUGUCGUUUUUUCAGGUAACAUUAAGAAAAGGAUCAUGGGAUCAAGUGAGAGUAAGAUGACUGCAUCUGCAGCCAUAAAACCAGAGCCAGCCUUCAAAAAGACUCACAUCAGUCACCUCAUCGAUCCUCGCUCCCCCUCAGCUGGCAUAGAACGAACACCUAUUCAGGUUGGGCAGCUUGUGUCCAAAACGUCUGCUGAGAUGAAAAGCGAGUGCCCUGUGGUGUUCAGUGAUCCACGUUCACCUACCAUUGGCAUUACCCGCACCCCUGUGAGAGAAGUCAUGAGAGCAACAGUCGGGUCCUUUGCUCGUCGCCUGGGUAUGAUUUUUCACAGUGAGGUUGAAGGGAAACUCCCCGAAGGCCAUCAGAAAGGCUUCCGUGGCGCAUCAAAGAAAGAGGAGGACUUUAUAAGUGAAGAGCUGGCAUCCACUGAGCCCCUCCUGGGCCCACGGCUGUCCAGCAACCUUAAUGAACAUGCUAACUUACUGGUGACACCUGUCCAGCCCCCUCUCCAGAGCGUAGAGAAAUUGAGUCCUUUUGUGCUUCCUGAAGAGCCUCAGGUGGAGGUGGAGAUAGAAACUGAAGCAGAUAUUAGCCUGGAGGAGGCUGAGGAAGCAAGAGAGUCUCCUGUUCACAAGAGACUGAGCAUGAGCCUGAUAACCUGCCACGAGGGCGCUCCCUCCCCCCGAGCCUUUGCAGAGGUCCAUCGUGAAAAUAUUUCAUCCCCAGAACCUGGCGCAGAAGUGGAGCCACUCGGGGAUGGUGUGGAUCACGCUUACGCCCUUCCUUCUGCUACCAUUGAAGCAGACUCUCCUGUUGAACCUGCCCCCUCCAACACCCUUCCUUCUGCUACCAUUGAAGCAGACUCUCCUGUUGAACCUGCCCCCUCCAACACCCUUCCUUCUGCUACCAUUGAAGCAGACUCUCCUGUUGAACCUGCCCCCUCCAACACUGAUGCUGAUGAUUCCAUUGCACAGCCAGAGAAGGAAGAAACUAAAGAGCUCGGUAAAGAAGCUAAUUUGCUUCCAUCCGGUCCACCAUGCGUUCGUGGUCCUGAGCAGCCACAGGCCUGCACCGGCAUCCGCUGCCCCACCUUUGACUCAAAGAGCCCUAGCCAGACUGUUUUCAAACCGCAGUGGCUGGGAAAUGGCUUUCGUCCGUCUGGGCUCAGAGCGAGAGGAGUGCAGGGGCUCGGUGGAAAAGGAGGCUCCUCUCCUCUCGCCAUCCGUGUGGCCGUUAAGAACGUAGCCAACGAAAACAAAGGACAGUCUGGAAAACUGAAGCAGAAAGGAACUGAAGGCCGCUCCCCGCUGCAGAUCCUCAAGAAGACCAACUCACCCAGAGACCAGCGCGCUCAGAUGAAGCUGAAGACGUCCACUCCCGACAAGCAGAGGGCUGGACAGAUGGACCGCCGAGUGCUGGCUGUGUGUCUGGAUAAGGAGAACCAAUGAGGCACUACACGCACUGUUUUUUAAAAAUGUGUUUUUAUGUGUAUAGCUUCCACAAACUGUUUGUUGUCCUGUAUAUAUUUAACUGCUUGUUGUUGUGUAAAUAAACUUUGCAAACCUA